AUGACUGGGGGGCCAACUCCAUCUGUUAAGAAGUUGAACUCUUCUGCAAAAUCACAUACAAUCGUUGACUCUGGCUACGAUGCCAAUGUAUUUGCUGGUAAAAAGGAACAAAUGGUGCAAGUAGGUAAAUAUUUGGAGAGCUCUGGUUUUCUGCCAAAGGAACUCGUACAGAAUGAAGUGUCGUGGUUUUAUGGCAAUCUGGGUAUUGAUGACUAUUACUUUGCUCUGGAAUCUGUCGAAACGAUAGCAAACCACAUCAUGGCUCUCUAUGGUGCUAAAAUACUGGCAUUUACCAAGAACGAGAACGUCUUGGACAUCAAUCUAGAAAAGGAAUCUGAGGACUCGUCUGUUUACAUUCAUUCUUCUCAACCUGGCGUGUCUCAGCUUCAAGGCCCUCAAUGCGAAAGAAAGAUUGACGAACAGUACCUUGAUACGUCUGCGACAACAGAUGCUUAUCGUGUCGAGUCUUAUCGCUCCAGUACUACCGUGCCAACUGGCAUGGCAGCAUCUCAGCUCCGUUGUUAUUUUGUUACCAAGUGUCAGUUCAACAGCCCCAAUCCUACACCAGAGCAAGAAACAGACCUCAAUCAAGUAGCAGAUCAGAACUUUUUGAUUAAAGCAACAGAACACACACGAUCCAUCUAUCAGGAUGUCAUGCGCAAUGUCCUUCGGAGAACUGGACCUGUGAUUGAGAUGUAUGAUGUACAGGGAACUCGCGAGCGUCGCCUCAUUAUUGGUUAUCGCCAAAGAAGUACACAAGGUUUCUUUUCUGCAAUGUCUGAUCUCUAUCACUAUUAUGAUUUGUAUUCGAGUCGCAAAUACGUUGAGCAAUUCUCCAAUGGUGUCACCAUCAUGGGCCUCUAUCUAAACCCUCUCCCCAACGCCAAAACAAUCCCCAUCGAGCACUCAAUCUAUCAAGUCAUGAAGGAGACCUCACUUUUGUAUUGUCUGCCCAAGAACCCCUUGCAGCAAUUUUUCAUGACCAAUAAACUCUCGGUCCAAGAAACUGUCUAUGGCUACGUGGGAUGGAUCUUCUCGCAGCAUUUCUUGAACCGUCUUGGUAAGGAGUAUCUCAGCCUCUCUGAUAUCCUGGAUACUUCCAACCCCUUACACGAGGAGGUGUUGGCCAAGAUGAAGAAGCGUUUGAGACAAGAUACCUUUACUCGCGAAUACAUUCUUGACAUUGUGAAGCAAUAUCCGGAUUUGAUCAAGCUGCUGUACGCUCACUUUGCCAAGGUACACUAUGUCAACCAGCGUGAAGCAUCUCUCGAGCCUACCAUCUCCUAUCAGCGUUUGACUAUCAUGGAGAAUCUGACAGAAGAGCAACUGCUCAAAAAGAUAAAGACAGUGACAUCCAACAGCCACGAGCAGCUUGUGUUUGAGGCUUUCAUGACAUUCAACAAGCAUGUUCUCAAGACCAACUUUUACCAAACCACCAAAGUGGCUCUCUCUUUCCGCAUGAAUCCUAGCUUUCUGCCUGAAAUUGAGUACCCCAAUACGCCUUACGGUCUGUUCUUGGUUGUUGGCUCUGAAUUCCGUGGUUUCCACAUCCGUUUCAGCGAUGUGGCCCGUGGCGGUAUCCGUAUGAUUCGCUCCAGAAACAGAGAGGCCUAUUCUAUCAAUUUGCGUACCUUGUUUGACGAGAAUUACAACUUGGCAGGAACGCAGCACCGCAAGAACAAGGACAUUCCUGAGGGUGGAUCAAAGGGUACUAUUCUUUUGGAUGUGGAUCAACAGGACAAGCCCUUGGUCGCUUUUGAAAAGUAUGUGGACUCUAUCCUCGACUUGCUUAUUGAUGGAGAAACUAUUGGCAUCAAGGAUAGACUGGUUGAUUUGACUGACAAGCCCGAAAUUCUCUUCUUUGGCCCUGAUGAGGGAACUGCUGAUUACAUGGAUUGGGCUUCAUUACACGCAAAGAAACGAGGCGCUAGUUUUUGGAAGGCCUUCACGACGGGUAAGAGCCAAUCUAUGGGCGGUAUUCCACACGACAAGUACGCCAUGACAACGCGAUCUGUGCAUCAGUAUGUCUUGGGUAUCUAUCGCAAGUUGAGUCUCAAGGAGGAAGAGGUUACCAAGUUCCAAACGGGCGGCCCUGAUGGAGAUUUGGGCUCCAAUGAAAUCAAGAUUUCAAGCGACAAAACAGUUGCAGUCGUAGACGGCUCUGGCGUCUUAUACGAUGCUGCUGGUAUCAACCGUACUGAACUCGUUCGCUUGGCCAACUCCCGCUUGAUGAUCAGUAAUUUUGACGCAGGCAAAUUGUCGUCAGAGGGAUUCCGUGUGCUGGUGGAUGAAAUCAAUGUCAAGCUACCCGAUGGAUCCGUGGUGGAAAACGGGCUUAACUUUAGAAACACAUUUCACACCAAUGUGCUUGCUCAAGCUACGUUGUUUGUGCCAAACGGUGGUCGCCCUGAAUCUGUUGGUCUGGAUAACGUGCAAGCAUUGAUUGAUUGUGGCAAUGGACCUUUAUUCAAAUACAUUGUUGAAGGCGCCAAUCUAUUCUUUACACAAGAGGCUCGUCUUCGAUUGGAAAAGGCUGGCAUCGUGGUUAUCAAGGAUGCUUCGGCCAACAAGGGCGGCGUCACAUCAUCUUCAUUGGAAGUAUUGGCUGCCUUAGCCUUCAAUGAUGCUGAAUUUGAAGAGCACAUGUGUAUCAGAAAUGGCGUUGUACCCGAGUUUUAUGAAGCCUAUGUCAAGGAAGUUCAAAGCAUUAUUGAACGAAACGCUAAUCUUGAAUUUGAAGCUCUCUGGAAGGAACACAAAAAGAGUGGAGAACCCAUCUCGAUCCUUUCGGAUGAACUGUCGACUGACAUUGUCCAGCUCAAUGAGCAGCUACAGAGCACAGGUCUGUGGGAUAACAUUGCCUUGCGCGAAGCAGUUUUGAAGCGAGCUUUUCCUAGAUUGCUCUUGGAGAAAUUGGGGUUGGAAACCUUGCUGAAGCGAGUGCCUGAGAACUAUGUUAAAGCUAUCUUUGGUGCUACACUGGCUUCUCAAUUUGUCUACAAGUACGGUCCUCAUCCUGACAAUUUUGCCUUCUUUGAUUUCAUGAGAUUGAAUUACUAA
Molecule: messenger RNA, 3060 nt
Organism: Mucor velutinosus
Lineage: Eukaryota; Fungi; Mucoromycota; Mucoromycetes; Mucorales; Mucoraceae
Product: Chitin synthase
Exons: 4
Coding region: 1-3060 (1019 amino acids)
Cellular component (GO): mitochondrion
Molecular function (GO): L-glutamate dehydrogenase (NAD+) activity
Source: RefSeq, a predicted model, not a curated record